GUGCUCAUGCUCAAGGUGGUUCUUGGUGCCUCACUGGAUGUCACCUCCGUGUUGAAAUUCUUUGGCCACAUGUCCUUGACCUCCAUCGUCUUUGGCGGAUUGGCAGGACUUCUGGCAGUGGCGAUUAUCGGCAAGUGCGCAGAGGAGCGGUUCCACAACGAUGCCUUGAUUCAGGUCAUCACCACGCUUUGCUGUGCUUACCUGGCCUUCUUUGUGGCUGAGAGUGAGCUGAGCACAAGUGGAGUACUGGCAACGGUUUCAGCUGGCUUCGCUGUUGCCUACUAUGCAUGGCCUCGUUUCGUUUCCCUGGAGGCGAUGGAAAUUGUUUGGGAGACCGUCGAGUUUGUCGGCAACACGGUCAUUUUCUUCCUCGCUGGCCUCCUCUUUGCCGAUACCGUGCUGGAUUCCCUGGGCAUUAUCCACCUCAGCGACUUCGGCUACCUUGUGCUGGUCUACAUUGCGCUCCUAGUAAUACGAUCCCUCAUGAUGGCGAUUCUGUGGAUUCCGCUCAACCAGGUCGGCUCCCCGGUGGAUCCACGUGAGGCCAUCGCCAUGAUCUGGAGUGGACUUCGAGGUGCAGUGAGUUUGACCUUGGCGAUCAUCAUC
This is a messenger RNA of Symbiodinium necroappetens, 606 nucleotides long. The record is from the annotation of a GenBank genome assembly. NCBI's taxonomy places the organism in Eukaryota, Dinophyceae, Suessiales, Symbiodiniaceae.